This is a messenger RNA of Trichobilharzia szidati, 870 nucleotides long. The record is from the annotation of a GenBank genome assembly. NCBI's taxonomy places the organism in Eukaryota, Metazoa, Platyhelminthes, Trematoda, Strigeidida, Schistosomatidae.
AUGACUGAAGUUAUACGUCGAGUUGUUGAUGAAACGAGAAGAGAAUGUGAAGGACUUUUACGUACUUGGGUAUUCAAUAAAAAUGGUGCUGCUGGUUGUUUCAUUAUCAAAAAUGAGUUAGUUCAAGCUGCAGACUGUUACCGAGAUGUAUUACGUUCAACUGAAAGUCUCGAAAGGCAUCAUGGUAUUCUCGCUGACUGGAGUCAACGACUUCAUUCAGUAACAAAUUUACACUGGUUAAUUGAAAGUAAAAAAGUUCCACUAUUAGAUGAACCUUUACCUGUUCUACCGAAUAAACCACCACCGUUAUUGCAAAAUGCUUCAUGCUCUGUUGUUUCAAUCAAUACUAAAAAAUACGAAGAGUUUAGUCUUGAAGGAUUAGAUCCUCGUGUGGAUAGAGAUCUGCAGGCUAAAGCUGAACGCAUGCGAACUACAUAUAUCCAAAUGCAUUCUCAAUUACUCGCCAAAGUACGUGACAGCUUAGAUCCAAUUGUAGCACAAUUAGAUGAUGAAUUUGAUUAUCACAGAAGAAAUAGAACUAGUGAUCAGCUAACGGAGAAAAUGGCUGCUAUAGACGCUGGAGGAUGGCUUAGUUGGCUUACAGAAGCCAUAGACUGGCUUAUUGCUUCAGGUUUAGGCAACAGUUUGAUUGAUAUGCUUAUAGCAAGUUUUCAAAGUACACCACAUAUGAAUCGAGGUGGAUUCAGAACAACGCUUCUUCAUGCUGGUUCUCCGAUUAGUUUCAAAGCUAUGCUGUUAACUGAUCUAGGUGAAGUUUUCACAACACGUGAACAAAUGAGAAUAGCUAUGAAACCAAUGGAUGAUACAUGGACGUCUUUUAUUGUAAGUCAUAUGAUUUUAUCGAUUUAA